Molecule: messenger RNA, 456 nt
Organism: Sphenostylis stenocarpa
Lineage: Eukaryota; Viridiplantae; Streptophyta; Magnoliopsida; Fabales; Fabaceae
Source: the annotation of a GenBank genome assembly
AUGGCAAGCUUCACCCUAGUCACAUCCCUCUCAAAGUUUGGCCAUGCUGGAGCAACCAUUGCUAGGGCUCGUACCUGGAACCCAAGAUUCUUCGCUGCUGCUACCCCUAGAUUUAUCCACGUACCAUCUUCACCUGAAGGCUCAGCAGCCGUAGAAGGCACCAAACAAGGAGCCAGUGAAACAGUGAACAACAGUUUCAAUGAAUCAACUCAAGACAAGGCUUUCAGCACAGCAGAACAUGUGAGUCACAAGACAGACCAGAUCGCUAAUCAGAUGUCAGCAAGUGCUAAAAACAUGACUGGGAAAGCAAAGGAGACAAUACAAGGUGCAUGGGAUUCCACUAAGAACGCAGCCAAUAAGGCUGCAGACGCUGUGAAAGGAAAGGCUCACGAGUCAGCUGAAUACGUCAAAGAUAAUGCAGAGGCAGUGAAGAAGAACAUGAACUCAAAGAACUGA